Messenger RNA from Trichobilharzia regenti, 1080 nucleotides. The record is from the annotation of a GenBank genome assembly. NCBI's taxonomy places the organism in Eukaryota, Metazoa, Platyhelminthes, Trematoda, Strigeidida, Schistosomatidae.
GUCUUUCAAUGACCUUGCCAAUCGGCCAGUAUAAGGCAGGGCGUUAGACCUGAAAAUUGUGCGCCUACUUGUUGCACUUGACAAAAAAUUGUACCAACAUUUCUUCUUAACAAUUGCGUAGAGAUAUGGGUUCAACAGCGUUGUUAAUACUGUCUGAAGGUGCAGAAGAAAUCGAAGCAGUAACGGUCGCUGACGUUCUUUCCAGAGCUGGUGUUCAGGUUACCAUUGGUGGACUUCAGGGUGAUGGAGUCCUUAAAGGAAGUAAUGGAGUUUGCAUCAAACCAAGUGUAGCACUUUCUAGUGUGUCAGCACAGCUCUUCGACUUAGUUGUUAUGCCAGGUGGAAUGGGUGGUUCUAAAGCCAUGGCAGAAUCCAAGUUGGUUGGCCAAAUACUAAAAGAGCAUGAGAAAAAUGACAAAUACAUCGCAGCAAUUUGCGCUGCACCGAUUGCCCUAGAAGCUCAUGAAAUUUACAAAGGGAAGAAAUUAACAUCCUAUCCGGGCUUCAAAGAAAAGCUACCAGAUUAUACAUACAGUGAAGACAAAGUCGUCGUCGAUGGUAAACUUGUUACUAGCCGAGGACCAGGGACGGCAUUUGCUUUUGCCAUGAAACUAGUGGAACUUUUGUGUGGAGAAACUAAAGCUCAAAAUCUCACGAAAGGAAUGCUUGUUUCACUUUAAAAAUAUCGAAUUCAUCCGGUCUGUCUAAAUUAUUUUUUAAUGUUAAAAGCCAUUUUAAACUGAUUCAACAAGUCCAUUAUUAGCUCAAAUUAACUUUUUGAUUCCUUUCAUUUGUUGACUUACGGUGUAAAUAUGUGCGCGUUCGUAUGUACAUAAUCGGUUUUGAUAAUUUUGUCGCGUAAUGCGUUCAAUCAGAUAAGUAGAAAUCACAAAAGAAAAUGUGAUUCUAAAGCUAGGCGUCUACUAAGCAAGUCUUCAUAUGAUUUUCAGCAGUAUUUUUGUUUACCAAUAACCAACAUACGCGAAUGAUCAAAAACGAAUAAAGGUGUUGGAGUGUAUGAAUACUUCGCCUUAGAAUAUCCAACAUUGCUAUUUGUGGCUGAUUUUAUUUUUGAUUACA